This is a messenger RNA of Zea mays, 1663 nucleotides long. RefSeq lists its product as uncharacterized. Gene Ontology annotation, biological process: plant-type secondary cell wall biogenesis; glucuronoxylan biosynthetic process. The record is from RefSeq and is marked provisional. Gene Ontology annotation, molecular function: xylosyltransferase activity; galactosylgalactosylxylosylprotein 3-beta-glucuronosyltransferase activity. Bases 113 to 1237 code for a protein of 374 amino acids. Gene Ontology annotation, cellular component: Golgi membrane. The transcript is spliced from 3 exons. Lineage: Eukaryota; Viridiplantae; Streptophyta; Magnoliopsida; Poales; Poaceae.
CCACCAGCAUGCACUAGCUGACUAGCAUCUGUGUAAUCGGUGACCGCUCUUGACUUGUUAGCUCCCCGCUCCCACGGUAGCUAAAGCUAGCUAGGUGGGUGGUAGCACCACCAUGGCCUCGCCCAAGCAUUCCCAUCGCCAUCAUCGUGCGGCGGCGACGAAGCAUCGUCGGCCGCUGGCGCUGCGGCGUGCGAUGCUGCAUUCGUGCGUGUGCUUCCUGGUGGGUCUCGUGACCGGCCUGGCCCCUUCCGACUGGACGGACGCCGCCUCGCGCGCGGCCGUGCACGCGAACGGCGCGGCCACGGCGCAGGUGUUCCGCGCGCUGCACGCCAUGAACCAGACGGCGGCGGCGGGGGCACUGGGCCAGCUGCUGGCGCUGCAGCACUACCAGCAGCAGCCAGUGGUGGAGAAGGAGAAGGAGAAGGAGAAGAAGCCUCUGGAUCUGGUGGUGGUGGUGACGACUACGACGACGUCGACGGGGUUGUCGGAGCGCGAGCGGCGGUCGGCGGGUCUGACGCGCACGGCGCACGCGCUGCGUCUGGUGUCCCCUCCCCUGGUGUGGCUGGUGGUGGAGGCGGCCCGGGAGGCUGGUCCCACGGCACGGCUGCUGCGGCGCACGGGGGUGGUGUACCGGCACCUGACCUACGCGGAGAACUUCACAUCGGAGGCCUGGGAGGAGGAGCGGCACCACCAGAGGAACCAGGCGCUAGCGCACAUCGAGCGGCACCGCCUGCGCGGCGUCGUCCUCUUCGCGGGGCUCGCCGACGUGUACGACGGCCGCCUCCUGGAGCAGCUCAGGCGGCACAUCAGGACAAGGAGUGUGGGCGCGUGGGCAGUGGCGACAGUAUGGGAGCAGGAGAAGAGGGUGGCCGUGGAAGGGCCCGUCGUCGUCUGCAACACCACCACCACCACCACCAGCGCAGCAUCCACAGCAUGUGCAUGGUUCUCCGCCUCCGACUCCACAUUAUUGGCGGCAGCGGCAGCAGCAGCGCCCCCAGUGACGGCCGACGACUCCGUCCACGGCUUUGCCUUCGCCAGCGACCUCCUCUGGGACCCUUCCAGGUGGGACCGCUUCCCCACAUCCGAGCCCGACCAGUCGCAGGAUUCGAUCAAGUUCGUGCAAAGGUUGGUGAUGGCGGAGUACAACAAAACGAGGGCCAUCAUCCCUGCAGACGACGAUUACUCCUCCAACCGUUCUCAAAUCAUGGUGUGGCGUGUCGACACAACGCUGCUCUAGCUAGCCCUCUUGCCACGCUAAGAGCGAUAGAUAAAGAUGCAUGCAUGCUUAAAAUAAACAUUCCAUGACUUAUUACAUAGUAAUGCCAUACACGUACGUAUGUAUAUGUAAACUUUUGCUGCAUUAGAAUUAUAUAUAUAGGGAAAAGAAUGGCAAGCAGCAGUCUGCAUCAGUCGUUGUCGUCGAAAUGCUCAAGGCAACGCAUCGCAUCGCAUCAUCCUCUUGCUUGCCUGCGUGCAAUCCUUUUCUUGUCCGCCCUGCAUUGCAUGUCCCUUUUUCUUUUUCUUCUUGUUUGCCUUGUGCGGCUAUCUGUCUUGCAACCCGGCCUGAAGAAAAGGAAUUCGAUUUCAAAAAAAAGAUCUCUAUAAAAAUUUAGUAUUAGUUUUAGGGGCAAUUCCCUUUAUGAUAUCGGAAAAUAUACUUAUU